AAGUGAGGAGGGACGCCUCAGGACCGCCAGUUUCAUGGAAGCUGUAGCCAGAGUCGUGAGUUAUUUUAAUUUGCACUGGGGAAUAAGAUGCGAUUUCAAGCAUUUUCAGCUUGCUAUUAAUAGGCUCCAUGAGCUAGGGACGAUAACUCGUCCCAUAGAUAUAUUUAAUUCGGAGAUAUGGGUGAGGUGUACGAUCGCUUUAGCCAAGGAUUUAAAAGCUACAGGCAGUGCAAAAUGCCUUAAAGCAUGGGCUAAAGCAGAAGAAGCUUUAAAAAAGGCUUCAGAACAGCAGGAGGCAUGGGAAGCAGCGAAGACCAUGCUGAUAGCAACCCCAAAAAUCGGGAGCGUAGCUGCGACCCAAUCUGCCCCUGGAAACAGCCCGGAGGGAGGCAGGGGAGCGCGGGAAGCGGGCGUUCCCCGCCCGAACCCGCGCGCGGACGCGAGCCCGGGACGCAACCACCCAGCGCCCCAGGGGGACCCUCCGACCCCUCCACAGUGCCCGCAGGACUCCCCGAUCCCACAGCCCACCUUGCGGGACCCCUCAAACCCACCGCGGACCGCGCCCGACCCCAGCCCGCCCGAGGAACGCGCCAAAAUGGCAGCCCAUCCCCCCCACCGGAAACCGCUGACCGGGGAAAAAUGA
Molecule: messenger RNA, 643 nt
Organism: Onychostruthus taczanowskii (white-rumped snowfinch)
Lineage: Eukaryota; Metazoa; Chordata; Aves; Passeriformes; Passeridae
Product: translation initiation factor IF-2-like
Exons: 2
Coding region: 35-643 (202 amino acids)
Source: RefSeq, a predicted model, not a curated record